Molecule: messenger RNA, 2886 nt
Organism: Anguilla anguilla (European eel)
Lineage: Eukaryota; Metazoa; Chordata; Actinopteri; Anguilliformes; Anguillidae
Product: ras-related protein Rab-31-like
Exons: 7
Coding region: 207-791 (194 amino acids)
Molecular function (GO): GTP binding; GTPase activity
Source: RefSeq, a predicted model, not a curated record
ACAGCCCGUCGGGUUGGUCUCAAUAGUUUCCGUUAUAUUUUUGGAAAGAUGUUGAGGCUCGCCCUUGGGUAGUUCUAGAGAGAAAGAAAAAACACGUAAAUUAGAAAAAGCUGAUGUAAGCAAAAUAAAAAAAAUGUAGAAAAAAAGGACAGUAGAAAAAAAGUUUAAACCCAGAAUGAGUAAUCAUUCGUAGGGAGCUGCAGACAAUGGCUAUAAGGGAACUUAAAAUCUGUCUUCUCGGGGAUACGGGAGUCGGGAAGUCCAGUAUUGUUUGCCGUUUUGUACAGGAUCAAUUUGAUCACAACAUAAGCCCAACGAUAGGAGCAUCUUUUUUAACCAAGACUGUUCCCUGUGGAAAUGAGCUUCACAAAUUCCUCAUUUGGGACACAGCAGGCCAGGAGAGGUUUCACUCAUUAGCCCCGAUGUACUACAGAGGCUCUGCAGCUGCAGUUGUUGUGUAUGACAUCACCAAGCUGGAUUCCUUUCAGACACUGAAAAAGUGGGUGAAAGAGCUGAAAGAAUAUGGCCCAGAAGACAUUGUUGUGGCUAUAGCAGGGAACAAGACUGACUUGGGUGAUAUCAGGGAAGUCCCUAUGAAGGAAGCAAAGGAAUUUGCUGAGUCCAUUGCGGCCAUUUUCAUUGAAACCAGUGCAAAAAGUGCCAUAAAUGUGGAAGAACUUUUCAAGAAAAUCAGUCGGCAGAUCCCACCAUUAGACCCCCAAGACGUAGAAAGCAAUGACUCCUUUAAGCUGAGCCGGCAGCCGUUGCCUCUAAAUAGGCGCUGUUGCUAGUGGGAAAUGUGACAGCAGGAACAAACAGUACGGAAUCGCAAGUUAACCACGAUCAUACUGGAUACACUUUGUGUGCUUGCUGUCCGGGCCUUGCUGAGUCAGGGCUGACCCAUCACGUCAGGGUUGUAAUUUAUGUUGCCACAUCAGGAUGUGGUUAUGUGUAGUAGUUUGUAGAACUAAGCUUGCUAUUUUCUUGCUACCUUGCUCAGAGGGUUGAAAGUACAAAAAAUAUAGUUAGUCCAACCCAGGACAAAUAUAAUCACAGUGUGUCCUUUUAUUUCGACUUAAUUCUGUUAUUUCACAGGUAGUUUCAGUUAGUUUUGUUUCAGCUAGUUUUAUUAUCUGUUAGAGAUUGUGUAUUGAAAAAUCUAAAUCAAGUCAAAGCACACCUUGAAGCAUUCCAUCUUUGGUACUUAUUUGCAAAUAGGUAUCUUUUUCUGUGAACUGCCCCGAUGUGUUGAGCAGGAUUUUGCACUGGCACUAGUUUGUAUGCUUUAGCCUGUGUUCUGCACUGACAAAAGUUAAAGCUCAUUGGACAAUUUCAGAUUACAUGCAUUGAACUGGCACAGGUUUCAGACAGCGGCAGUUAAGUGCCCUAGAGUACCUAUGAAAGUCUUUCAGUUUACAAAUGCAGAAAAGGUUGGGGUGUUAUCAUAUUCCACACACUCAGUUGUCAGGAGGAUGUUGCCUGAAAAUAAUGUUUAUAAUUUAAUUAUGAAUUGAAUGUAGAAAUUCAUUGUUGAACUUUGUAAUGUUUUUUUUAUAUCCAGGUACAGAAUUAUCUAGAAUGACUUAGUGAAUGCUUUUGAUUCUUUUUUUUUGUCAUCAGUAUUUCUGUAAUCUUUAGAUAAUAUACAGGUUAAUGUUUACUCUGUCCUCUGCUUGCAUCCCCUUUCAUUCAUAAACUAUAUGGAUCAUUCGAGUUCCAUGCUGGUAGCUGGUAGACAAAGACACACAAUAGAUACACUGUAACCUGUAUUUACUCUUAUGUUGGCUACCAUUUCUGAUUUACUACACCUUGAAAAAGGAGAAUGGGGCCAAUUAAACAUGAGUAGAAUCUCUUUUUGCAGAGCUUUAGUUGUGAUAUAUAAAAAAUAUCCAAUUUACUUACUGGUCACCUCUUGUCUGUCUGCUAUGGUGAUUGGUGUGUGGAUGGUCCAUUUACUAUUCUUAUUAUUUAAAUCACAAAAUCACAUUUCAAAGGUGGUGAAAAGCCUAGAAAAUGUACUAGUACAAGUGUUCAAAUGUGAUGUGCAGAAUAUCACAUUUAAGCCUGGUAAAUUGAGGAAGAAAUGUUCAAGAACACAGAAGCUAUGCACAGGCAUUUGAAAAUUAGUCCAUAUGUCUGUUAACAUACAUUGUUUGAUAACUGGUCACGUGACAUUGCUGUACAACAAUGAUGCCGACUGCUGAAAGUCAGUGCUAUGUAUAUAGACAGUGCUGGAGUAGAUAGUCCCACAAAUACUGAUCCAGAAUCAGCUAAUUAAUGUAUCCUUGUCAAUUGUACACAAAAUCUGAAUAUGAUCUUGGCUCAGUAUUCGAUCACCAUAUGGUGUUACAUUUCUGAUGAAAAUGAGACUGCCUACAUACACAGACAUUGUGUGGACACAACGGUACUAAUUAAGUGGUUUGUCAUCUGAAAAUAUAAACAAUUUCACCCCUACAUCUUGUUUUGUCAAUGAAUUUUUUAUGGAGCCCUUCUAAUGCCACACUUUCCAUUUUUGUUGUUUGUGGUUGGCAUCAGUGGAUUUCAGCAAUAUGGCAAGAUUUGCACAAAAUGUACUCUUUCUGAUUAGUAUCUUAUGGUACAAAUGUGCAUGUGUCAAUCAAAUUAAGUUAAUGUGCAAUGAAUGUUUGGUGUGCUUGACUGUCUCUAAUGAUGUCUAUAGUUUGUGCUGACAUGGUUAACAUUUUACAUCUGUUAAUGUGGUAUUAAACAUUAUUUCUAUGCAGUAGUGCGUAUCUUUGUUCAUUGUGUGUUCUCAAAUAGAUUGGUGUUAACACCAAUAACAAUACAACAUAAUAACAGAAUUCUUGUCAAAUCUGUUAUUUAUAUACUGUUAUAUAUAAGAAAUAAAAUGUAUUUUUAAGGUAA